GGCUCUGCACCAUCGUCCACUACCUUGUCGGAGGGCAGCUGGGCUGGUUGGGGCUGACCAUCGCCUGCGUGGUGCCUGGGUACGUCGCUCAGCUCCUCAGCAUCCUCUGGUUCAGGGCAGAUGGUCACCCGCCCAGCUGCUGGCUCCUGGUGCUCCACCUCCUGCAGCUGGGCCUCUGGAAAAGGUACUGUGAUGUUUUGCGAACAGAGGCAAAGGUGGGCGGCAGCGCUCGUACCGGGGAGGUGCUGAUGCAGCUCGGGGAUGUGUGUGUGCUGCGGCUUCUGGAAGCUCUGCUGCAGACCCUGCCUCACCUCCUGCUGCAGGCCUACGUUGUGGUGGCAGUUGACCCAGGGGGCAUCAUCCCUGGCGUCAGCGCGGGGCUGUCCCUGCUCUCCCUCGCUUGGGCAUUGGUGUCCUACAGCCGCUUCUCCUGCCUGCUGAAACCUGGCCACCUCUGCCCGCCGGCCGCGGCCAUCCUCUGCCUGCUGCUCUGGAGGACGGGGAUGCUGGGGACCAGGGUCCUGGCCCUGGUGUUCUUUGCCAGGCUGUAUUCCUUCUGGGUUUUUGCUGUGGCAGGUGUCCACUGGUUGCUCAUGUCCUUCUGGCUGGUGGCCCAGCAGACAGAUAUCGUGGCCCAGCCCUGCCGCUGGAGGCUGUUCAAUUGCCUGGUGGGAGCCGUAUACAUCUUCUGCUACAUUAACAUCCGCCCUGGUCCCUCUAAGCACAGGGUGGCCGUGUUUUAUGCAAUAAUGCUGAUGGAAAAUACCCUCCUGCUGCUGCUGGCCACGCGGUUCCUGCAGGCAGAGCUGAGGAGGAGCCUCUACGUAACUGGGGCCGUCAUGUCAGGGUCUGUAAUAGGUGCCAUAGCUCUGGUGGUUUAUUACAGCCUGCUCCAUCCCAAGUCCACAGAGAUCUGGCAGGGUUUUGUGGAGACAUCCUGCAGUACUGCGGCUGCCAGUGAUGACGAGGGGGCUGGAGAUGGCUCCCAGGCUGGGCAGAGCUUGGAGAUUUCAGGACAUAGUGGGUCUUUGGCAAGGGAAGAGACCAUGGCAGAUCCCAAAAAUGGGAAGAGCUCACUGCUCCUGCAAUUUGGAGGGUGUUUGGAGGAUGACUGGACCAGCCAUCACCACUGGCUGCUAGUAAAGCUGGCCUUGAAGACAGGAGAUAUAUCCAUGAUCAACGCAGCUUUUGGAGAUGGUGGCAUAGGAGAGAUUUACCUUGGAGAAUGGAUGAUGGGGAAACCCAACAGCAUUGAGCCUGGUGCAAACUUUUCCCUCCCCAUGGCGGAAAUGGGUCCUCAGGGUGUUGAAUCUGGUUUGACUGAUGAGAAAUCGCAGGUGGUUGGGAAUGAUGAACGCAGCAAACCAAGCGCUGGCGCUGCAAGAACAGGACAGGAAGAUGGAGAAGGGCAGGAGCCUGGUUUUCACCCAUCUGAAUCCUUUCCCAGUAGCUUCUCCUCAGAGCCAUCUGAAGGCUCCUCUCUGUAUUUCAGUGCCAACAUGGGAGUCGUUGCCUCACCUGGUGUGGGGACAGCCACAGCCACAUGUGUGGCAUCAGUGCAAAGGGACAGCGAAACCCAGCCUCCCCCAGACUCUUUGGGACGAGGAGAAGGGAAUUUAUCCCUUGGGAUGGCAACCAUCAGCCCAAUCCUGGGUGCUUGUGCCCAUAAGCAUCUACAGAGCAGCUCUGUAGGAGUGAUGGGUCCCCCUGAGGAGGGCUUGGAGCCCACAGGGCCAGAGGGUGCCCUCAUGGGGUGGCGUCACCUUCAGGACCCCCACCCUUACAGCACACAAGGGACUGGUGUGAGAAGCAAGCUGAGGCCACCAUGCUUCACCUCCACCCCCAAGUCUGACUCUGAAUGCCCACAGCGUGGACUGGGGGAGCCGGGAGAGGGGACAGAGCUGACUGGGUUCGUGGAGUGA
Messenger RNA from Mesitornis unicolor (brown roatelo), 1922 nucleotides. RefSeq names its product XK, Kell blood group complex subunit-related family, member 5 (gene XKR5). The annotation marks the transcript as partial. The record is from RefSeq and is a predicted model, not a curated record. Lineage: Eukaryota; Metazoa; Chordata; Aves; Mesitornithiformes; Mesitornithidae. Gene Ontology annotation, biological process: engulfment of apoptotic cell; phosphatidylserine exposure on apoptotic cell surface; apoptotic process involved in development. Gene Ontology annotation, cellular component: plasma membrane. The transcript is spliced from 6 exons.